AUGGAAUUGCAACUGCUAUUUCAACAAGCAAUAGAGCGUUUGUUGAAGUUUCAAGAUGUUAUUGUACAAGCACCAACUGGUUCCGGAAAAACUCUCGCAUAUAUUUUACCACUGUUCACUAUUUUAUGGACAAAGAAAAAGAUUUGGCCAGAAAAUGAAAUAGGUGCAGUGGUGAUUGUUCCAAGCCGCGAAUUAGCAAAACAAGUUGGUGCAGUUUGUAAAUUGUUUGCGGAUGCACUCCCCGUCAGCAUGCGUGUGAUGAUUGGUGGAAAGAAAGGAAAAUGCGACUCAAAAAUAGUCCAGUCUUUAAACGCAGCAGUAAUAAUAGCUACUCCUGGAAGAUUACAGUCAUUAAUAUCGUCUAAUCUAGAUUUCAAAAAAGCUUUAAAAGCCCUUGAAAUACUGAUCAUUGAUGAAGCGGAUCGAUAUACCGAUUCCAAUUUCAAAGCUAGCAUGACAGAAAUUUUGGAAUCUCUACCUAAACAGAGACGGACUGGUUUAUUCUCUGCAACACAAGCCAAAGAAAUGGAAGAAAUUGUGAAAUUUGGAUUAAGAAAUCCCACACAAAUUACAAUUACAAAUAGUGGUGCAGUACUUGAUUCGGUUGAUUCGGUGGAAGUGAUAUCACCAAAUACACUGAAUAACUUUUAUAUGUUACAAAGUUUCCGAAGAACUGGCAAAUCACUGAUGCUCUGUACAGAUGUACUCUCUCGAGGUAUCGAUGUUGAUAACAUCGAGUGGGUCGUACAGUUUGACGUACCAAAGCAAACAAGCUGGUUUGUCCAUCGUGCUGGUCGAAGUGCAAGGUGUGGUAAAAUGGGAAAUAAUGUAUUGUUCCUCACGCCAGAAGAAACGGCUUACAUCGAAUUUAUUGAAAAAUACGAAAAAGUUUCGCUGACUGAAAUGAAAGGAAAUAUAGAGGAAAAAGAUAAUGAAACGGAACAAAUAAGACAACAGAUUGUUAAAAUGGCUUCAAAAGAGCGAGAAAUCCUAGAGUGUGGUACUAGGGCGUUCAUGUCAUUCGUCGAAUCGUAUGUACGUCAUGAUUGCAAUGUAGUGUGUCCAUCUAAAGAUUUGGAUGUUGUUGGUUAUGGUCAUGCUUAUGGAUUGCUACGUCUUCCGCGUAUGAAAGAAUUUCAUCAUAGCGAUUUAAGUGACUUUAAACGCUGCGACUUAAAUACUUCAGAAAUACCUUAUAAAAAUGCUGAAAAGGAGAAGCGAAGGCAAGAAAAGUUACUGCUUUUGAAUACCGAAGAUAAACCACUGAAAAAGGCAGGCAGAACUCAGAAAAAGUUAGACGCUAGGCAAGCAUCCAAAAAUUCAGCGAAAAAGCGACGACAUAGCGAAACAAAAGAGAACAUGGAUGAUCUCGGAUCAGACUUCGCAUUACUCAGGAAAUUAAAAAAGGGAAGAUUGAAAAAGAAGGAAUACGAUGAACUAAUGGUUGAUAGUUCCUAUUAG
Loa loa (African eye worm) is the source of this 1461-nucleotide messenger RNA. RefSeq lists its product as hypothetical. Gene Ontology annotation, cellular component: nucleolus. NCBI's taxonomy places the organism in Eukaryota, Metazoa, Nematoda, Chromadorea, Rhabditida, Onchocercidae. The record is from RefSeq and is a predicted model, not a curated record. Bases 1 to 1461 code for a protein of 486 amino acids. Gene Ontology annotation, molecular function: ATP binding; nucleic acid binding. The transcript is spliced from 11 exons.